This is a messenger RNA of Amphibalanus amphitrite, 1286 nucleotides long. RefSeq names its product protein Wnt-11-like. The record is from RefSeq and is a predicted model, not a curated record. Gene Ontology annotation, molecular function: cytokine activity; frizzled binding. Bases 1 to 1203 code for a protein of 400 amino acids. The transcript has 5 exons. Gene Ontology annotation, cellular component: extracellular region. Lineage: Eukaryota; Metazoa; Arthropoda; Thecostraca; Balanomorpha; Balanidae. Gene Ontology annotation, biological process: neuron differentiation; cell fate commitment; multicellular organism development.
AUGUGUGCGCCGAACUGGCCGCAGCGGUACCAGAUGCGCCACUCUGGCCGCCGCGGACCGGGUGCGCCGAGCUCGCCGCACUGGUACCAGGUGCGCCGGACUGGCCGCAGCGCGCCACGAGCGCCACCUGCGCGAGCGCUGCGGGCCCUGUCGCCGUCUCCUUCCAGCGAGCUGUGGCGCUCGGCGGGCCUGUGUCGUCUGGCCGGCCGCCGCCACGGCCUGAACCGGCGACAGCAGCGGAUCUGUCGCCGACAGCGGCACCUCAUGCCGCACGUGCACGUGGCGGCGCUGCACAGUGUCGACACGUGUCAGCACGUGUUCCAGUGGCACAGGUGGAACUGCUCCAGUGUCCAGUUUGCGCCGAGGUUCGGCAGAGACUUGAUGGCAGGGACGCGGGAGCGGGCGGUGGUCCGGGCGCUCAGUUCAGCGGCUCUGGUUCGCUCGGUGGCGCGGGCCUGCAGCGCGGGGACCGUGUCGGGGUGCGGCUGCGGCCCCCUGCCACCGAUCACCGCCCUCCCUCCUGCCCCUGUCGGCGCCGCUACCGUCCCCGGUUCAGACCCAGACGCAGAGGACGGCCCGUUCAAAUGGGGCGGCUGCUCGGACCAUGUCCCGUUCGGUCUGCGGACGGCGCAGAGGUUCACCCGAGGAGUGAGGCAGAAAAAGGCCGAGCCGCAGCUGCCGGCUGACCUGCUGUCUGUCCGGGUGGAUCGGCAUAACGACAGAGCGGGCAGGAAGGCGGUUCAUCAGUCUCUGGAGCGCCGCUGCCGAUGUCACGGCGUGUCCGGCUCAUGCAGUGCACGCACCUGCUGGCGCGCGCUGCCGCCGCUUCACGAGGUCGCGAUGCGGCUCAAGGUGCGGUACGGCCGGGCUGCCCAGGUGACCCUGCGGUCCCGGCGAGGGCGUCGCCGCCUGGUGACCGUACACGCCGCCAGGGGCCGUCUGAAGAUGACCGACCUGGCGUACAGUGACCAGAGUCCCGACUACUGUCACCGGGACGAGCGGUUCGGCAGUCUGGGCACCGAGGACAGGCUGUGUAACGCCACCUACGGCUCUCCAGGCGACUGCCGCGUCCUCUGCUGCGGACGGCCGUACCGCACCACGGCCGUGCUGCACGUGGAACGGUGCCAGUGCCGCUUCGUCUGGUGCUGCCGCGCCGAGUGUAAGACCUGCCGCAGCUGGAGGGACCAGAGCAGGUGUACGUGAUAAGGAGAGGGACCAGAACAGGCGUACCGGACCAGGAGAAGUACCAGAGCAGGUGUACCUGAUCAGGAAAGGGACCAGAGCAG